UGUGAGAUUUUCGUGUUUGAACUUGGUAAAUAAUUGAACAACGUAUGCAAUGAACGAUUCUUCUGAUAUGGACAGCCUGCACAAGAUUAUGGGCUCAUCUGAUUCAAUGACGGAGUGCCGAAUGAACAUGGUCAACAACCAAUUUAUGUCCGAUAUUGUUCUAAUUGUCGGCAUAGGCAAGCAAAAGCAGCGAAUUUUUUGUCACAAAAUAUUUUUGAUAACCGCUUCAAAAUAUUUUGCCACCAUGUUCUCAAGUGGCUUCAAGGAGACCAGUAUGAAGGAAAUCACAUUGGAAGAUGCAGAUUCAACGUGCUUUUUAGAAAUUUUACGCUUCGUUUACUCUACCAGGAUGGAUAUUACGUUAGAAAACGUGCAGGAGAUAUGCAAUCUUUCUGAAAGGUUCUUGUUGCCGGAUGUUUUGGUACAUGCAUCCGAAUUCCUGUUGAAAACUGUUACUGAACAAAACGUGUUGCAGAUUCUGCAACUAAACCGUCUAUGCAAAUUCGAGAAUGUUGAUGCGCGUUGUUUGGAUAUAAUUACACGAAAUCCUAUGUUAUACUUUGAAGAGGAUAGUAUCACCUCACUCGAUAUCGAUUCAUUGGAACUAAUCUUUAAAGCGAGACGCAUUAACUGUUCGGAUUCUCAAUUAUUGGUAGUAUUAGAAAAAUGGAAGAAGUUUGGUAACGCCGAUCAAAUUCAAUCGAAAGCUAAAGCAGAAACGAAAUUGAAAGCCAUUAUUGAGAAUACUCCUCGAUCAUUGAGAUGUAACACAUUGCAUUGUUUUGGAAGCAUAGCAGAUGAUGGACAUGAAAACUAUAUGAAAAGUAUGGGUUUCAGCAUCAAAUCGAAAAAUCCAAUAUUCUUGCUAGGUUUGGGAAUAUACUUAGAGUCGAAACACAGCAAAAUUUCGGUUUCUGCCAGAAUUGAUAUAUUUAAACUAUUCAACUUCGAACAUGAUGAACUUGUAACCGCAUCUGGCGAAUUGUCGACUGAGAAUUCAAACACAGCUAACAUACUUGAUGUGUUUUUACCUUGUACUAAAUUAUUACCACAGAAUUAUUACAAGAUUGGCUUGUCGGAGGAAGCGGUUUGCAUGAAGCAAGCAUCAUGUAGGCAUGAUAAAAUUAAAGUAGAAUUCAGUCAGGGUCGCAGUUUCUUGGCAUAUUUUCUGUACAUGGAUUGUAAUUAG
Molecule: messenger RNA, 1189 nt
Organism: Malaya genurostris
Lineage: Eukaryota; Metazoa; Arthropoda; Insecta; Diptera; Culicidae
Product: kelch-like protein 40
Exons: 2
Coding region: 50-1189 (379 amino acids)
Biological process (GO): neurogenesis
Cellular component (GO): cytosol
Molecular function (GO): protein binding
Source: RefSeq, a predicted model, not a curated record